Nomascus leucogenys (northern white-cheeked gibbon) is the source of this 2650-nucleotide messenger RNA. It is a transcript of the gene ELP2, whose product is annotated as elongator acetyltransferase complex subunit 2. Gene Ontology annotation, molecular function: protein binding. NCBI's taxonomy places the organism in Eukaryota, Metazoa, Chordata, Mammalia, Primates, Hylobatidae. Gene Ontology annotation, cellular component: elongator holoenzyme complex. Gene Ontology annotation, biological process: tRNA wobble uridine modification. The record is from RefSeq and is a predicted model, not a curated record.
GAUGCCCCAGGAGAAACCACCCUAGUAGUUCCGCUCCGAGGGCGGAAGUGCGCGUCUCUGUCUGUGCGGCUGACCAGUUAGCGACAUGGUGGCACCCGUGCUGGAGACUUCUCACGUGUUUUGCUGCCCAAACCGGGUGCGGGGAGUCCUGAACUGGAGCUCUGGGCCCAGAGGACUUCUGGCCUUUGGCACGUCCUGCUCCGUGGUGCUGUAUGACCCCCUGAAAAGGGUUGUUGUUACCAACUUGAAUGGUCACACCGCCCGAGUCAAUUGCAUACAGUGGAUUUGUAAACAGGAUGGCUCCCCUUCUACUGAAUUAGUUUCUGGAGGAUCUGAUAAUCAAGUGAUUCACUGGGAAAUAGAGGAUAAUCAGCUUUUAAAAGCAGUCCAUCUUCAAGGCCACGAAGGACCUGUUUAUGCGGUGCAUGCUGUUUACCAGAGGACGACAUCAGAUCCUGCAUUAUGUACACUGAUCGUUUCUGCUGCUGCAGAUUCUGCUGUUCGACUCUGGUCUAAAAAGGGUUCAGAAGUAACGUGCCUUCAGACUUUAAACUUUGGAAAUGGAUUUGCUUUGGCUCUCUGCUUGUCUUUUUUGCCAAAUACUGAUGUACCAAUAUUAGCAUGUGGCGAUGAUGAUUGCAGAAUUCACAUAUUUGCUCAACAAAAUGAUCAGUUUCAGAAAGUGCUUUCUCUCUGUGGACAUGAGGAUUGGAUUAGAGGAGUGGAAUGGGCAGCCUUUGGUAGAGAUCUUUUCCUAGCAAGCUGUUCACAAGAUUGCCUGAUAAGAGUAUGGAAGCUGUAUAUAAAGUCAACAUCUUUAGAAACUCAGGAUGACGAUAACAUAAGACUGAAAGAAAAUACUUUUACCAUAGAAAAUGAAAGUGUUAAAAUAGCAUUUGCUGUUACUCUGGAGACAGUGCUAGCCGGUCAUGAAAACUGGGUAAAUGCAGUUCACUGGCAACCUGUGUUUUACAAAGAUGGUGUUCUACAGCAGCCAAUGAGAUUAUUGUCUGCUUCCAUGGAUAAAACCAUGAUUCUCUGGGCUCCAGAUGAAGAGUCAGGAGUUUGGCUAGAACAGGUUCGAGUAGGUGAAGUAGGUGGGAAUACUUUGGGAUUUUAUGAUUGCCAGUUCAAUGAAGAUGGCUCCAUGAUCAUUGCUCAUGCUUUCCACGGAGCGUUGCACCUUUGGAAACAGAAUACAGUUAACCCAAGAGAGUGGACUCCAGAAAUUGUCAUUUCAGGACACUUUCAUGGUGUCCAAGACCUAGUCUGGGAUCCAGAAGGAGAAUUUAUUAUCACUGUUGGUACGGAUCAGACAACUAGACUUUUUGCUCCAUGGAAGAGAAAAGACCAAUCACAGGUGACUUGGCAUGAAAUUGCAAGGCCUCAGAUACAUGGGUAUGACCUGAAAUGUUUGGCAAUGAUUAAUCGGUUUCAGUUUGUAUCUGGAGCAGAUGAAAAAGUUCUUCGGGUUUUUUCUGCACCUCGGAAUUUUGUGGAAAAUUUUUGUGCCAUUACAGGACAAUCACUGAAUCACGUGCUUUGUAAUCAAGAUAGUGAUCUUCCAGAAGGAGCCACUGUCCCUGCGUUGGGAUUAUCAAAUAAAGCUGUCUUUCAGGGAGAUACAGCUUCUCAGCCUUCUGAUGAAGAGGAGCUGUUAACUAGUACUGGUUUUGAGUAUCAGCAGGUGGCCUUUCAGCCCUCCAUACUUACUGAGCCUCCCACUGAGGAUCAUCUUCUGCAGAAUACUUUGUGGCCUGAAGUUCAAAAACUAUAUGGGCAUGGUUAUGAAAUAUUUUGUGUUACUUGUAACAGUUCAAAGACUCUGCUUGCCUCAGCUUGUAAGGCAGCUAAGAAAGAGCAUGCAGCUAUCAUUCUUUGGAACACUACAUCUUGGAAACAGGUGCAGAAUUUAGUUUUCCACAGUUUGACAGUCACGCAGAUGGCCUUCUCACCUAAUGACAAGUUCUUACUAGCUGUUUCCAGAGAUCGAACCUGGUCAUUGUGGAAAAAGCAGGAUACAAUCUCACCUGAGUUCGAGCCAGUUUUUAGUCUUUUUGCCUUCACCAACAAAAUUACUUCUGUGCAUAGUAGAAUUAUUUGGUCUUGUGAUUGGAGUCCUGAUAGCAAGUAUUUCUUCACUGGGAGUCGAGACAAAAAGGUGGUUGUCUGGGGUGAGUGCGACUCCACUGAUGACUGUAUUGAGCACAACAUUGGCCCCUGCUCCUCAGUCCUGGACGUGGGUGGGGCUGUGACAGCUGUCAGCGUCUGCCCAGCGCUCCACCCUUCUCAACGAUAUGUGGUUGCAGUAGGAUUGGAGUGUGGAAAGAUUUGCUUAUAUACCUGGAAAAAGACUGAUCAAGUUCCAGAAAUAAAUGACUGGACCCACUGUGUAGAAACAAGUCAAAGCCAAAGUCAUACACUGGCUAUCAGAAAAUUAUGCUGGAGGAAUUGCAGUGGAAAAACUGAACAGAAGGAAGCAGAAGGUGCUGAGUGGUUACACUUUGCAAGCUGUGGUGAAGAUCACACUGUGAAGAUACACAGAGUCAAUAAAUGUGCACUGUAAUGGACUUAAUAACUACAUGCUUGCAGUCACUGGUGUCUUAAAAUAUUAUCAUGUAAACAGGUCAUCUUUACCUUCAUAACUGAA